This is a messenger RNA of Penicillium coprophilum, 777 nucleotides long. RefSeq lists its product as uncharacterized. The transcript has a single exon. The coding region runs from base 1 to 777 and encodes 258 amino acids. Lineage: Eukaryota; Fungi; Ascomycota; Eurotiomycetes; Eurotiales; Aspergillaceae. The record is from RefSeq and is a predicted model, not a curated record.
AUGGACUCUUCUUCUUCUCCAACCUCCAGCUCCUCUCCCUACUUUGAUUCUCUCCUCCGUCGCCGCCAACAGAAGAAAAUGAGCAUCACGCAAACAUACUAUCUCGCCCACACUGCCCGGAAGAAGCUCACCCGUGAAGCUUCCCGGGCAGAUCACGACCUGCGCCUGCUCGUUGGUCAUGCCAACCUCCUCGACUCCUUGAUGUACGACCUCGCCGAUGCCGAGCGUGAACAAGAACGCUGGUUCAACCAGACCGUCCAUGGAGCCACCAAGGCUUCAGCUCCCUCUGGCCAACAUAUUCAAUGGGCUUCGACCGUGGUUGAAGAGCCUGAGGAAGACUGGGAUCCGGAGGAUGUGUCCGAUCUGGACUCCGAAGUUAGCGACAGCGACGACUCCGACUACGACGAGACCGAAUUCGUCAUUAACACUCCUGUCCGCCGCCGCGCCCCAUCACCCGUGGCUCACUUCCACGAGGACCUACUAGAGGAGGACGACGAAGGCGACGACACAGAUUCGGACUUUGAGUACGACGAUGCAGAGGAGCUGACCUUGACUCGCUCAUCCUCGCGACAGUCACCGCCUGAACUCCUUUCUGAUUCGGAUGGAGAGUCCGAGGACGAGUUGACACCACCGUCCCCGCCUCAACCAACACUGGAAACAUUCGAUGAAAAGGAAUCCGCCACUACGGCUAUCGCCUUGGCGGGUUCUGAUCAACCCCAUCUCUUUGAGCAAGGGUAUUUUGGUGCACAAGAGCAGACCAUCAUUGAGGCUUAUUAA